AUGAUUGGCCGUUCGCUUCUGCUCCAUCUACUCUUAUCUGCUCUACUUGGCUCGGCCGCUUGGGCUCAGGAUGACACAACAACAGAGAUGGACAGCCAAGUAGCCAAUCAGACAGUAGAUCCUACCGUAACCUCUGUGACAUCAGAGGGGCCUUUGUCACUGACCACAACUGGAAAAGAGGUGGAGGAGGAAACCGUUCCCUCCACAGGUACCCGUUGCCAAGGUUACUAUGAUGUGAUGGGCCAGUGGGACCCGCCCUUUAACUGUAACGCAGGCAUCUUCCUGUACUGCUGCGGCACCUGCUUCUAUCGAUUUUGCUGCCAGUUCCGCCAGCAACGACUGGACCAGACGUCUUGCUCGAACUAUGACACACCCAUCUGGGCCAACACAGGCAGGCCCGUGGCCACAAACACCGAGAUACAACCAGAACACGAGCGAGACCGGACCCACAUGAUUGUGUACAUCAUCUGUGGCGUGGUGGCCAUCAUGGUUUUGGUGGGGAUCUUCACCAAGCUGGCCCUGGAGAAGAGCAGAGGAGGCCAGAGUGACCUCAGCAACUCCAGGACCCUGACGGAGCUGCUGAAGCAGCCAGGUGUAGAGCUUGGAUCUGUGGACGGACCGGUAAACAGCACCACCUCCAUCGGAGCCAACGGCCUCUCGGCCAGGAUGCUCCGCAGCCGCAGCGAGGGGUACCACCUGAAUAAUGCUGCCUUCACCCCACUGGGCCCAACAAUGGGACUACCACACCCACAAAGCAACCCCAGUAUACACGGACUUGCUCUGAACAAGUACACUUCACUAAAAGCUGUUGCGGACAGUGCCGCCAGAAGUUACUACAAGAGCUACCCACUCAUGGACUUCACUCAAUACCAAGCCCCGCCCACCAAUUUUGAGCCAAUCCCGCUGCACCACAAAGAUAAGUCCUACCUACACCAGGUUUCCGCGUCCCACGACAUCCACGCCCCUCUCUCCAUCUCAAUCCCCGCCAGCCACCUGGAGAGGGGCCAUAUCCCCAAAACCACCUCGCACCCGCUGCUCUCCAGCUCCGCCUUCAAAGCCUGGGAGUCAGGUCCUCGGGGCCACGUCCCACGGCAGGCGUCACACCCGGGACACUCCAGCCGUCGGCAGACCUACGGCAACAGGAGCCAGUUCAGCAUAGAGACAAUCCCGGGGCUCCUGGCUCAUCCUGUGAGCUACAGAGGGCAUCCGAGCCACCAACACCAUUCCAAGCAUAAGGGCUACCAGACCAACAGCAAAACGGAGGUCACGGUUUGA
Messenger RNA from Chanos chanos (milkfish), 1275 nucleotides. It is a transcript of the gene shisa8b, whose product is annotated as shisa family member 8b. Bases 1 to 1275 code for a protein of 424 amino acids. The record is from RefSeq and is a predicted model, not a curated record. Gene Ontology annotation, biological process: regulation of short-term neuronal synaptic plasticity; regulation of AMPA receptor activity. NCBI's taxonomy places the organism in Eukaryota, Metazoa, Chordata, Actinopteri, Gonorynchiformes, Chanidae. The transcript is spliced from 4 exons. Gene Ontology annotation, cellular component: AMPA glutamate receptor complex; dendritic spine membrane; postsynaptic membrane.